This is a messenger RNA of Pseudogymnoascus verrucosus, 1281 nucleotides long. RefSeq lists its product as uncharacterized. The transcript is spliced from 2 exons. The record is from RefSeq and is a predicted model, not a curated record. Bases 1 to 1170 code for a protein of 389 amino acids. NCBI's taxonomy places the organism in Eukaryota, Fungi, Ascomycota, Leotiomycetes, Thelebolales, Thelebolaceae.
AUGCCCAACACAUUCUCCAAAUGGAUUGACAAGAAGCUUUCCCUUCCUCUUCCAAAAUGGGACCAAGAACCGCCUCUUCCAACCCUUCCCCCAACCCGACCCCGCGUCCUCACUCCCUCCCCCUCCCGCGAGACUCUCACCUCGUCCGCCGCAUCCGCCACAUCCACCAGCGCCUUCUUCCAAACCCUCCCCUUCGAAAUCCGGCACAAGAUUCUCAAAGAAGCUUUUGGUAACUACACCAUGCACAUGCAUCUCAGCUACGACCUCCCCAAACCCCCCCUCUCCAUCCGACAACAGGACCCCAAACACCGGCACGCCAACGUCAGAAAAGUGCCACCGCUCUCACCGCCGCAAUCAAAGUUCAGCAUCCCGAAAAGGAAGACCUGGCAGUGGUGGAGCUGCAUAUGUCAUCGCGCCUCGCCGUGGACGCUGUCGCAAUCGCGGCCGCCUACUACGCAGCUGGAUAAACCUUGCUAUGAUGGGUGCUACACUACCAUUGGUUCAUCCUGGUGCGAGUUCUGGCCUGGGGAGGCGCCGGGGAAGUGCUUUAUUGGCGUGAUGGGGUGGUUGCUGUCUUGUCGCCAAGCCUACGCAGAGUGCAUAACAAUCCUCUACUCCACCAACACAAUCCACAUGGCCAGCUCCAUCAUGAUCCGCCACCUCCCCCAGCUGCUCCUCCCCCAGCGACUCAGCACCAUCACCUCCAUCGAAAUGAUCUGGACCACGCACCCAACCCGCUACGGCACCGACCAGCCCAACUCCCUAGACUCCUUCGGCCUGCCAGCCACCCACAGCCUCAUGGAAGUUCUCGAAACAUCCCUCCCAAACCUAAAGCGCCUUUCCCUCACCCUAUCUUCCGAUCUAACUCUCGGCCAUAAAGACGACAACCCUACAGCCUCAACUCCCAUCGACGACAUGGUGCGCAGGAUGCGUCCGCGUCUGGAGGAGUGCUAUGUCUACAUCCCUUGGCAUAUCUACGAGGAGCGAAGGGAAAGGGGGGAAGCGACGGGCGAGGGGUCAGAUGAUGGGGGGUUGGGCGAUGAGCGGUUUUGGCGGCAGCUUCCUGGUGCUGACGGGGGAGAUGAAGCGAUACCCGUGGACUUGAGAGGUUAUUGGGUUUGUUGUGGUGAACGGAAUUAUAGGGCGUUUCCGUUGCCUUGCUGGAUAUGACUAGAUAUAUAUAAUAAGGGGUUGAUGCUAUUAUCAAUAAGCUUCACACUUCACAAUGCAUCAGUUCGUUGGUACUCAUAGCAUAAGUCUCAUCUAUAGCGAAUAUCGAUC